Molecule: messenger RNA, 19830 nt
Organism: Delphinapterus leucas (beluga whale)
Lineage: Eukaryota; Metazoa; Chordata; Mammalia; Artiodactyla; Monodontidae
Source: RefSeq, a predicted model, not a curated record
GCGCGCUCCCGGGCUCGGCCGCCGCCUCGCCGAGCGCAGAAGGGCCGGGCCGGGGCGGCGGGCGGCGCGGACUCCGCAGCGAUGAAGGGGCCCCCGGGGGCCCGCAACCCGAGAGCCCCCGGGGCUGGAGGCGCGCGCGGCCCGGGCCAACAGCCUGGGGGCGUUGGGGCCGGCGCAUAGGGGCCGCCACCGCGAUGGAGCGCGCCGGGGACGAUCCGGACUCGCCGCCGCAGGUGGUUCCCGGUGGCCGGGAGUCGGGGGCCAGCACCCGCCGCAGCGGCUUCCCAGCGUCGUCCGCAAGCUCUGAGGCUCCAGCCACUGGCAAGUUAAGUCUCUGAAACUCUGCCGGGAGGCUGAGGGGCUGAGCGGUGGCGAGGGGACCCAGCGUCCUUAGGACGUACAGUGCAGGGGGCGGGGGAGGCACGACCAAGUUCACCACCCGCCCUCCGCCGCCGGGCUCCGGCCUGGGGUCCUAGUCCCUCCCAAGCCAGAGCCCGCAACUUCUGAGAAGGAACAGAGAGGUGAGGCAGGAGAGACUGGAGUAGGAGGCCAGGGAUCUAACUGUGCCUGGGGACAGCCCAGGACCCAGCAGCUGAGGUCGGAGAGACCGCACCCACCCAGACACAGAUGCGUAAACAAGGCCCCAACCGGCCCCCCUGCCCCGACCUCCCCUGGCCGGGCCUAGUCUCAGCUGGGCACCCUUUGCCUGGAUUCUUGUAGAAACUGGGUCUCAGGGGCUCCGGGGAGCUCUCUGCGCUGGAUGCUGAAGCCGGCCUUGUGGAUGGUUGGUCGCCCCAGGCUGUUGGGGACAGCCCUACCUGCGUGGGUACCAGUUUGGGUGGGGUACCCAUCGGGAGCUUGGGCUGUGCGACAUGUACCAGUUCAAAGGACUGGGCACGGAUGUCCCAGUACAGAGCCUGUGGUGCCUCCAGUGUGGUUGUGUGGAAACGGGGCACAGCUGCAUAAGUUACUGGCGUCGUGGGGCGGGUGGCUUCACAGGACGGUGGCUCCAGGGUCCUCUGAGAUUUGCCUUCUGUCCCUCACCACAGAGAUUGAGACAUUUCCUCCCAAACCUGCUUAGCUGGUGACGGCUACUGCCCGUACCGGGCCAAACGUCAAGUCCCCCCCUUCCUUUGUUUGGAACAAAGACCCUUCCCCGUGAGACCUUCAAAGAGACUAUCCAUUGUGCCCAGUCUAUGCCCAUCACCCCCAAAGGUUCUGGAGCUGCAUGCACUCCCCUGUGCCCCUUUGGAUGGGAGCGGGAAGGCUUGCCCAGGUUAUGGAACAGGGAGGGUUGAUGGAUUUGUGCCCCAUUCAGCACCGGCGCCGAGUGGCUUGCUGUGCCCGUUUCUGUACCUGACCCGCAGAUGCUGGGGGAUCCCUCCUUGUUCACGCCUGUUGGAGGCUCACAGGUGCUGGGUUGAGUACGUGCACAGAGGUUUCUGGACCAGCAGGCACUGACCGUCCACCUGAAGCAUGGGGACAGGCAGAGACCGGGGGCUCCAGAGGAAGAUGCCGGUGGGGCCCGCCCUGUCCCCGGCAUCGGGCCUCUGGACGGACCUGCAUUUUCCCACCGUAGUUUUGAAGGGCGAGGGGUGAGGGGCCCUGGGCGGCUGUACCUCUCUGGUCGUGGCACGGCGUAUGAGGCAGGGCAGGAGCGUUGCAAGCGUGGCGGGUUCGGCAGGGUGAGCUGCCCCGAGCCAGGCUCUAGGAUCAGGGAGCGUGUUGGUUCAGCUUUGGCCGGAGGAGGGCCUGAGCUGGGGUGGAGAGGCCUGAGCACUCCCCUCUGCUGAGAACUGAAGGGGGAGAGGGGCAGGGCUGGGGAAGAGAGAGAAUCUGAGAGCCUGAGGCAGGCAGGCAAGCGCGAGAGACAGCAGACAAAGACACGGAGGCACAGAUGACGGGGGCCCAGGGGCACGGGUGGGCCAGCCUCGGGCCUCCUUCCAGGAUGCCCCCGCCGGCAGCCAUCAGCCAGGGCAGGAGGCCCUCCGUGGAGCAGGGGGGACGGCCUACUGAGGAGGGCUCUUCCCGAGGCUCGGAUGAAUGUGGGGUUCAGAGGGAGGUCCUCAGGCAGAAGGGGGACAGGCUGUGAGAUCUGGGACUCUCAGGGAGACCCAUCUCUUGGUGCCUGCCCCACACCCUUCCCGGCCCCAGGGUACAGUGGACUCUGGGGGAUCCAGCACCUGGGGAGAAGGAAAAGGAAAACCUCCUUCCUGCACCUCCAGGCCAGAAGGCCUUUGGGAACCCUGCUGAGAGCGUGGGGUGGGGGGCAGGGAGGUAGUGCCGUGCAGGGCACAGGCUUGGCCAGGCCGGGGCAGCCUCAGCCCCUCUGUGACCAGCUGGGUGGACUUUGGGAAAAGCGGAGCCCUCUAAGCCCUGGUUUCCCGAAGGCCCAUAAAUCCAGGAGCCUCUCCCACCAGGCUGUUUGUAGGUGAAGUGCUCAGUGGAUGUUACUGUAACGUCUGCAUUGCGUUCACCUCCCCACCUUCUUCUGGGAUCUGGAUGGCUCUAGAAUUUGGAGUAGCAAUUCUCUGGCCCACUCUGGGGCCGGUCACAUUGGCCUUGUUGCCGGCUCUCCCCUCAGACUCCCACGCCUCCGGACUCUGGGCCUUGUCCAGCCCCUGCCAUGCCUCUGCAUCGAGACAUGCUUGGUGUCUCCUUGCCGAAUGGCAGCAACAUGGGUCCCGUGUCUAAUCGGUGGUCAGUGUGGUCACUGCACGUCUCAGACAGUGGUUGUCCCCAAAAAUCCACACAACUGACGAGAACCCCAGGCCGGUGGCCUCUUGGUAUCCGUGCUAGAAGCUGGCAGAGUGGGCGGAAGUCGCUUAAAAGCCCCCUUCCACACACAUUCACUGAGCACCUACUGUGUUCCAGGCUCUGGGCCAGUGCUGGGGAUGUAAAGCGUCAAACAAUCCAAAAUCAAAUCAGGUUUCCUGUUUAGCUUUAGGAGGAAGGACUGUGUGGGUUGCUUUUUUUUUUUUCCGCAGCUACAGCAAAUUUACUUUUCUAAUGAGGUUUAGCUCCAGCCAAUAUUAAAAUGAAUCUGUACUCCCUGAGCGCACCAGCUGACAGCGGGACAGCGGCCUUCCAGCCAAGCGCCUGGCAGGGAUUAGGGCUUUGCCACCGAUAAGCCCAAAAGUGGGGAGUCUCAGUCUGGACCUUCAAGAGUUGGCUGGAUUGGCGAUGAGCCUUGCCUGCAGUAUUAGAGCUGUCAGCAGGGUUUCUCCUGCCCUGCAGGUAGAAGACGUGAGCCGUUAUUAUUGCUUCAUGAGGAGCGGGGAGGGAAGCAGGGGGAGCAGAGACCAGAGGGCAGGGCUGUGGGUAUUAGGAGGGGACCCGGUCUGCGGGUCCUUGCUGAGCGCCGUGCAAGCUUGGGCGCAUGCGGUCACCUCCGCCUCACUCCUCUCCGUCUUGCUUCCCUCUGUGUGAAGUAGUUGAACAAUCCAUCCUCGGAGGCCGUGAGUGUCUUCGGGCUCAGGACUCUGAGCUGUUCAUUUAACCAGCACUCAGAAGCCUUAGAACCCAACACUGGACGUGGGGCGGGCUGCCCUCCCUCCCUGGUGGGCAUCCCGCAGCCACACCAGCCACGCUUCAAGAGCGCAGUAGCGCACAUGGCCUGUGGCCACCAUACUGGAUGGUGUGGACGCACGUAGGAUGUGCCCAGCGUCCCCAAGUUCUCCUGGCAAGUGCUCUUCUGGGCUCUACACAGCUGGUUUAGCGAGGCACUCAGCGUGGGCUGCUGGACUCACAUCCCGGCUCUGCCACGCACAGCUGUGUGGCCUGGGCCAUCGCCUAACCUCUCUGUGCCCCUCAUGUCUUGUCUCUAAGCAGGGAUAACGGGAUGUUUGUGAGGCAGGAAUAAGGAUUACAGUUAAUCGUGGUACUCACUUAGAACGUGAGGAGUGCUUUGCUUAGCAAUUUUUUUUAUUACUCAUUUAGUUAAGAUUUCACCUAACAGACACUUAGGGAACAGCCUACUUGGUGCCAGGCGUGCCGAGGGGCCCAGCGUGUGGCCUUGCUUCCGUCUCCCAGCCACCCUGAGUCUCAGUUUCCUCCUCCCCUGUGAUGGGGGCGUGGCCGGUUAAUAAGCCCUCACCACUCUCCGGGGACAGAAAAUGAGGUGGGGUGUGUGUCUGCCUUUGCAGAUAAACACUGCCAGGUCCCCAGGGAAGCAGACGACCCCCCCCCCCCCCCAAAGAGCAUUUCCUUAGCCCCCGUGUGUUCAAGGUAAAAGGGGCAAAUGAGGUUCCGGCCUCCGCCAGCAUCUCGGUGGGGACGUGAGGGCUCUGCCUGGGCUCCCAGCCCUGGACCUAAGGUCCAGCGGAGCGAGAGGGGCCCUGGGCCAGACGGGAUUAGCGGUCAGCUGGCUGAGCCCAGUUCCAGGCCCAGCUGUGUCGGCCGCUCUCUGGGUGACAGAAUCUCAGGAGCCUCUAUCUCCUCAUCUGAAAUGAAAGGAGCACGAAGCAUGUGAACAUUUCCCACCGCGAUUACACCGCUUCCCUUGGCAAGCUCUCCAUGACGGACGCCCCAGGAGCAGGAGGCAGGAGUGGGGAGCCCACCAGCCGAGAAGGCAAAGGGAAGAGGGAACGGGUCUGGGGACCGUGGACUAGCGAUGAGGCCAGCAGACGGCCUGGCCUGGGAGUAGGGUUCUGUGGCUGCAGGCGCUUCCUUCUUUCUGCAGAUAAAGAAGCCGGUGCCCAGGGAGGGUCCACUCCUGUUUCAGGUCACACAGCACUUUGGUGCCUUGUCCCAGACUGUGACCUGAGUCUCCCAAUGCCCACCCCUCCCUCUCUCAGGUCCCCUGUGCUCUUGCAGGACAGAGACAGGCAGCAGGACCGCAGGAGCAGCCCCCCAGGCUCGGGGUAAGAGGCCCACCCUGAGAGCCGGGCUCCUUUCCCCCACCAGCCGGCACAGGCCUUCGCUCUCCUCCCAUGAUAGCUGGCCCAGGAGGACCCAGCUGAACUAUCCUGACAGGGCCCCAGGGAAGGUCAGCUGGUUCAGGCCACAGGCAACGCAUUAAAAAUACACUGGAAACCUUAAUUAAACCAGUGAAUCAUCAGCCUGCAGGGUAUGUGCUUGCACACUCCGACCGGAGGGGCGAGGUCAGCCUGGAAAUCCUCAGGCUGGGUGAGCCAUCGGGGCCCUCGCUGGCUCCAGACCGGUUCCGGGGGCUCCCAGCUCCGCUCAGCCCAAUCCCGAAGCCCUGGGUCCCCAUUAGCUGAUUGGGGUCCCCCGGGCGGCCUCUGCAGCCUGAGGAAAUCCAGGCUCGUCCUCAGCCCCCUCCCCCGUCACUGACCCGAUGCCCUUGGAGGUCAGAGAGGACUCGGGGUGUCAGGCCGCAUCCCUGGAGGCCCAGUUACUGGAAGGUACGGCCAGUGGAGUGGCCACACCAGGCCUCCGGGGAAGCCCUCCCCGCACAGCACGGAGCAGAAGGACGGACCGGCUCACAGCGGGGCUGCCCGUUGGGCCCCGGACCCGCUCUGCUCCCAGGUGGCUCUGCUUGGGUUGCCGUACUGCCUCUGAGCAGGUUCUUUUCUUUCUCCCUCAGAAAGCUUCUGAACUAAAGCCGAAGCAUUACUCACCUAACUCAUCACCUGCCGAUAUUAACUUCCUCUCCCUCCUGUAAAUCUCCCUCUGAGAACCAGCAUUCCAGCCUCCACCCCUCCCCACACCCGAGACUGGAGACCCAGCAGGCUGCCUUGCGUGUGCGUGCCUGUGUGUUCCAGUGUGUGCAUGCAUGCAUGCGUGUGAGUGCACGUGUGUGUGUGUGCAUUCCAUCCUCUGGCCACGUCUUGCUCACUCUUAGCAGUUCAUCUGGAACCCCUGGGGUUGCGUCCCCCAGGCGUGCCCUGUGCAUAUUUCCUCAUGGUAAUGCUCCCAAGUGACAGCCAGCAGGAGGGCCACGCACUGGGACCACACACAGGUGCCCACCCAGCCCCGCUGCAAGGAAAGCCCCCUUAUGCCCCUGCCGGUGUCUGGAUGGGUCAUUGCUGACCCAUCUAACCAAAACUUCUGGAUGACAGGUUCGUUUUUGUAGUUUAAAAAAAAAAAAACACUUAAAGUAAAAUGAAAAUGUACCAUCUUAACCGCUUUUAAGUGCUUACUGGCAUUAAGUACGUUUGCGGUGUCAUGCCACCAUCCAUCUCCAUCUUGCAAAGCUGGUUUAGUGAGGCGCUGAGAGCGUGGGCUGCUGGACUCACAUCCCGGCUCUGCCACGCACAGCUGUGUGGCUUGGGCCAUCGCCUAACCUCUCUGUGACCCUCAUGUCUUGUCUCUAAGCAGGGAUAACUGCUUAAAGAACUUUUUCAUCUUGCAAACUGGAAACUCUGUACCCUUGCAAGCCCCCGCCGCCAGCCCUGACAGCCACCCUUCUGCUUUCUGUCCCUAUGAGUCUGACCACUUACCCCCCUCUGUAAGUGGGUCACAUGGGCUUGGCCGGGCUGCACCUGCCCCUCCCUGAGUGCAGCGUCCUCCAGGGUCAUCACGUCGGAGCAGGGGUCAGGGCUUCGUCCUCGCUCGGGCUGGAUCGCACCGUGUGGAUGUGCUUUGUCUGCCUGGUCAUCAGGCUGGCGGGUCGCUUGAUGCCAGACUGUGGGGCAGAAGUGGUCAACAGUGGUGUCUCCCCAUUGCCCUUCCCUCCGGGAGGCCGCAGACGCCUCUGUGCCCUGAGUACCAGGUGCCAUGAGGAGCAGGGAGGAUGGAGCCCUGCUUUUCCCCGCCUGUCCAGUACCAAACGCAUGUCCUUAGAGCCCAGCCCUCAUGACAGUCCCCAGGAGAGUGCGCCUGGCCAGCCCAGAGGUGGGGCAGGAGCCCGGCCAGGGAAUAGCAUGCCAGGCAGAGGCACCAGGUGGGGUCGCCUGCCCUGCCCCCUCCAGACCCCCCACCCGGGACCCUCCCUCGCAGAGCCUGUCCCUGGGCCGGGAGCCCUGCUGACCCAGGAGCCCUGUGCACAGGGCCAGCCCCUCUGCACGCAGCUCCGCGGUGCUCAGCCCCGUCUCAGCCGUCGUGCUGCCCUGCUGCCGGCUGUAUAGUGCACGGCCUGUAAAACAGAGUGUCGUCGGGAUCUACCAUCUGGGGGCCGAGCUUAGGGACCCUCCAUCCGUCAUGCCUCUCAGGGGGAGCACGUGCUGCCCACUUGGGCUCACAGGCCUUCUUGGGCUGGACCCCCUGCACCUCCUGCAACACUUUCCCUGAACUGUCUCUCAUCAGGCAGUGGGAGCAGCUGACACGCAGGGGUGGGGGGACGAGGGACCCGGCAGGAGUAACAGUAAACAGAGGUGGUGAGAGCAGCUUUCCGGGAGCCCUCACCUGCUUCCAGGGGGAAAGGGCAGGAAACGAGCAGCCCGGGAUCGAUGGUCCCAUACCCCCAAGCUCAGCCCGAAGGAGGAGAACCGCAGCUCUGACAGCUCUGGAGACAGGAGGAGAGACGGGGGACCCCUGACCUUCCGAAAUCCCCGGUCCUGCCCUGGGCGCGAAUCUUGGAGGUUGGGCAGGGACACGGGACUAAUGCGGGGGGACAGGAAGGUGUCCCAACACCAGGGCAGGCCCAGCUCAGUUUCCAAAUCUGUAAAAGAGGAACAGAAAAGCGGUGCCCGCCCAGGGAGCUGCGUGAGCCCACGGCAGGCAGCCCGCGGCCAGGAGCCCAGACGUCCCGCUCAUCACACCGCCACGGAGCCCACGCCCCGUGGACCGCCCUCCUCGGCACAGCCUUGUCCUUGGGAGGGAGGAAUCUGCUAGAAGAACUGCCCAGAGGCCGGUCAAUGCUGACCCGGGGGGGAGCUGAGGUGCCCUGGCUUCCCCUUCUCUUCCAGACACUUGGACUUGGCUGGAUUCAAACAACAUGGUUGCUGCUAUAAUUUCUAUUACAGUUGACGUCGCCCAGCAUUCGUGGUGCUCCCUGUGGGCCAGGCGCCGUGAUAGUGUUUUCCAUGGACCCCUCAUUUGAUCACAGAGUGGCCUGGUAAGAGUCGCCGAGGAGGGACUCAGUCACAGGGACACUGGUGCAGCCCCUGCUCCGUGUCUGGCCCGGGCCUGGGGUGGAUCCAGAGGAGUCCAUGGCUUGGGGGCUGCGGACAGACACGAAAACCGACAAGCUCCCGCAGGAUACGGGCUGGCCGUUCGCUGUGUGGACGCUGAACGCUCAGGCCUGGGAAAGCUUGCGAAGGGGGAGGGAUAUGGCCAGGGGCGCAGAGCUCCAGGUGGUCUCCCCCGGUCAGCAUCCCACCCCAAACCGCUCGCCAUCAGCACCAGAGGAAAUGGCGGCUGCACAGCCCGGGGGCAGGAGACGGUGCAGUGGGGACAGACUGCCUUCGGCCGCUCACACCCCUCCAGGGCAUCCGAAUCCCAGCCUCGCCCACGGCCCUGCACAGCUGUCCUGGCCCAGCCGGGCGUCACACCCUCAGUUCCAGGGCCAGAACCUCCAGGUUACCCAGCCUGCUUAGUUCUGGUCCCCUGGCCUUGCUGAGACCACAUGCCCUGCUCACUGGCCAGCCAGGGUCACCAGGACCUGUGCCAGCCUCCACGCUGUGGACCGUCCUUGCAGCCAGCACUCCAUACCCACCAGGCAGUGCAGCCCUGGGCCCUUCUCAGCCUCCCUGGGCCUCCCCAGUGGAGGGGGGUCAAGGAGACCCGGUUGCACCACCCCAGCUCCCGGAGCCCAGGGUUCAAGGGUCCUACAGUCUUCGAGCUCUGGUGCCCUCAGCCUCGGCGGGGAGCGCACUGCUCCCACCCAUGCUGGGCGGCCGGGCAGGUGGGGAGGCCCGCCCGGCCGCCCGGUGGCUCUUGCCACCCUGGUCCACUAGAAGCUGCUGGCUUUGCUCGUCUGGUGCCCCAGCCCCGCCGUCCGUCUCGUAUCAGAAUCUGCAGAGCCCGCGGCUCCUGCCCCCACAGGCACUGGCCUGAUCCGGUGGGUGUCACUGUGUCCCAAGCUGCCCCACCCCUCACAGGAUGCUGGGCGAUGCAGCGAGCUGGGCGCUGGCGGGAAAGGUUGGCGUGUUCAGUCCAGGGCGUUUGCUGUGACCGUGUUGGAAUCGGGCGGGGCCUCGGCCUGUGCCAGGGUGGCCUGCCUGCCGGUGCUGCUUAGCCUGUGGCACGGGAGGGCGGGGGGCAGGCGGGGGGGCAGGGAGACGGUCCUCGGAGCCGUGAGUGGAGCGCUCUGCUCCCCGGGAUCGUGCCGCGGGCACAAAGAAGCCCACCUGGGUCAGCUCGAGGGCUCUUCUUUGGCUGACUGGAGACCCACGCGUGGGCCCACAGAUACGUGUGCACUCAUUUAGAGAGGGUGCUGGCCACGAGCACACAUGCAUGCACACGUGUGUGAAGCCGUGAACGGGCAGCCCCGUGACGUCACCCAGAGAGGGUGGCCCCGUGGAGCUCGCAGGAUGGACUCGGCCCCAGCCGCACUCCUGAGUGAAACUACAAAUUCCACGUCCAGGAGGAGGGAGAGCAGGUGCCGCGGCCGCUGCCGUCGGGCCAGUCGGAUGGAGUCAAGCGGGCAGGGGGUGGGGGCACAGUGACGAAGCUGGUACUCGGGGCUCCACAGGGCAAGGACCCUGUGGCAGCCAGCGGGCCCAGGGACACACAGGCCCCCACGCUGGGCCAUGGCAGAGGCCUGGCAAAGGGGGCAGCGGGGGUCAGAGGCCACAGGGAGGAAGGACAUGAGGGGAUGCUGGCCGUGAGGGCCGGGCUGGCUUGGUUUUUGGGUCUCUGGACUCGGCCUGAGACCUGUGCCCCCGGGGCUGGCCCAGACCUCGGGGUGGGAGGGGAGUUACCGUCCGAUGGACCAAGGCAGGUCUGCCAGCGUCCAGAGCUCUCACGAGCGCUGCAGGGAGGGAAGGCGCUGGGCUGGACGUGGGGUCAGGGACGGUGGUGGCAGGAGGUGGAAGGGAAGCAGAGAGGAUGCAGUUAGUGGUGGGUGAGGCAGCACAGCCGAGCGCCUCAGAUGCUACGGAGGGGGACUCAGGAGGUCUUGGGGAGGGCACGUCAGGGGGGCGGGCCAGGCAGUGGGGUGGGCUGUGCAGACAGAUCUCGAUGGGAGGCCGUGGAGGAAAGAGCAGGCCUGGACCGGCAUCCGGGCGCGGCCCGGCGGAUGCAGGGAGCAGUGGCAACAGCCCGGGAUUUCUGUGCUGGCCGCCGAGACGAGGACGAAGAUGGAGCUGCUCUGGGAGGAAGAUGACGGUGGGGUCUCUGCUGUGUUUAAGGUGUCCGUGGAACAUUCCAGACACAGAACAGCUCCAGGCUGGAGGAGGGGACUGAGGCCAGAGCAGGCAGGGGGAGGGGGAGGCCACGGGGAGCCCCUCGGGUGUGCCGGCUGCUGUGCUGGACAGGCCCUGAGGUGUCCCCGUGACCUCUGACGCCCGCUGUCCACGCCUUCAGUGUGGACACGCCUGUGACCAGGAGAACGUGGUCAAGGUGAUGGGCUGUCCCUCCUGCGGUCUCACAGUGUCCUGGAGGACGCGUCCCGGCGGCAGACUUGCCCCGGGUGCCCUCCCUGCUGUCCCAGAGUGUGGGUGACCGUGUUGGCCGAGGACACGGGGCAGGGAGCUGAGGGCAGUGCCGCCCACGGUCCUGUGACUUUGGGGCAGUGGCCUCUGCCGCCCCCCAACCCCGGCCGUGGAAGCAAGCGCACCCCGUUCAGCCCUCCAGGAGCCCCUGCGCAGGGGACCCCGCAUGUCGGCUGGGCUCCUGACCCACGGAAGGUGGAGAUGGAAGAGAAGUGGGUGGUUAGAGCUGUAAGCACGUGACCACAGGUCGGCUGCAGGAGAACACAGGGGCGCUUGUCUUGGGGACAGUGACGUUCUCUUAAAAGCUGGCGCGGUUGCCAAAAGGGGGCAGGGACAGAGAUACAGGGAGGAAGGGGGAAGAGGGGGUCGGGGAGGCAGCUCCUGCCAAGACCAAGCCUCCCCCAGCCCCAGGCCAAGCCGAGGGCCAGAAGCUGGACUCCAUGCAGGGGCCGCUCCCCAGUCCACAGAUGGCAGAGCCGGGCCCGCCCUUACUGCCCCCCCUACCACCAGGGGAGGAUCGCGGCCGUGCCACUCUCUGCCCGCCUGCCCAGGGCUCCCGUCAGCACCUCCCUGCUGGGUGCCCUCCCCGCCCAGCCCUGCACGGCCACCCCAAGACCCUCUGCGUGGUGGCUCUUCACAGGGGGCGUUCGGCCCAGCCGGCCACUGUCAGACGGUGCAGAUCUCCAUCCGGUCUGUGUCCCUCUGGUCGCUGUCCCCACCUUGAGCCAAGCCGCGGGUCACCCGUGUGCUCCAGGCCCAGCCCAGAGCAGCAGCAGGAAACUCCCGAGAUGAAGCCCUCCUGCAGGGAGGCUGUGGGACGAGUGGACGCCCUUCUGCCCAAAGACCAUGCCACUGAUUUAGGAACUCCAGUAAACCCACUGGGGCUGAGAGCUUGUUCCGUUCAAAGUCCUGCAGUGAUGCAGGGGGGACCACGCAGACCAGACCCCCAUUUUCACUCUUUACUAAGAAUCCAAACCUGAUCCCAAGGCCAUAUCUGAAAAACCAAGAAAGAAAACGAGGGAACCACCUCAGACAGACGACCGAUGAACUGUGUUUCCUGACUCUUGGGCAGAAGAAACCCAAAGCUGUUCCGCCCGAGCCGAGCUGACGUCCUUCUGCCCCAGCCGGGGCCUGGUCUCCUGGCGAGAAGGGAACGAGAUGGCGUGAGGCUUGGGGUCCAGGAUGCAGGACCCCCAGGGCCCAGCCACCCCUCCUUCUCAGCCCCCACCGUGAAAGCCCGCUGGGGAGCCCCUUCCUGGGGUUGGCCCUAGGGGGGCCGGCCUGCAGGCAGGAGGCACUGUGCAUGGGGCACCUGGAUGUGAGCAGCUCCGCUGACUCCAGGACCUUGGGCCCUUCCAAGCCUUGGUUUCCUCAAGUGUACAAUGGGUAUGAAACCUCCCUGCCUGCCCCACAGGCUGCUGUGGAGAUAAAGGACCGGCUUUAUGAAGAAAUGAAUCCCACCUGCCCAGGGCAGGGCUGUGAGCUGCAGGGCCAACCCUGAGCCCUCCUGGGCAUCACGCCCUCCUCGUGGGUGGAAGGAGCUGUGGACCCCUCUGUGUCCAGUCCCCUGCGGGGAAGCAGACAGAGAUGGUGGGUGGAGAGGCCCCGUGUCCUGCCCCCUCCCCCGUGGAGCCACUGUGGGUGCAGUGGCCAGGGAGGAGAGGCCUGGGGCCGGUUAAUGGAGUGCGGAUUGACUGGACAGGAGCUGGUUAGCUCUGGCAUCUGGCUUGUCUUGAGCAGCGGCCGCAGGAUCAAUACUAAUCCCUUGAUCCCAUUAGGGCCCCUGCAGGUCUCGGGGACGGCGUCCAGCCUCCCUCCCGGGCACUGUCUGGGGCUGGAGGGUAGAACUGGAGCCCUAACCGCACCCUCCUGCUGUUUGCUGUUAACCCCUCCCCGUGUCCUGCUUCCUGCAGCCCCUGGCACCCCCGCCCGUCCUCUCACACCACCACCCAGCCCCCCACAACCCGGGCCCUGACAUCUGCUCGGCCCCAGCGGGACUCAGGCUCCCAGUGUCGGGCCCGUUUCUUUCCUCCCGGGCACGGCAGUGCUCUCCUCACCACCUCUCCUCCAGUGACUCAGGACCGAUGUCCUCAGGGGGCUGGGGGUCCCCUCUGGCGGUCAGUGAUCCAAGAGUCCAUAAUGUUGGUUCCCAGCCUGUUUGCAACAGUUUCUGCUUGUUCUCAUCAUCACGGAAUAUGACAUAAACCAAGAAACACGAGCUGGAAAGAAAGAAAUGUGUCGUUCCUAGGAAAACUAAGCUGAAUGCUCUCAGAAGAUUCCAUGAGGCGAGUCUAGGGAAAACGUUCUCCAAAUGAGGUGAAGAUUGGUGGGAAACAUCACAAUUCUAAAGGAUGCGGCGCAGGUUCCUCACCGAGUGUCCCAAGGUCUUGGAUCACUUCCGAGAAGUCGUCGCUGAGGCCAAAGGCGGUGUGCCCAGCGGGGCGACUCCCAGAGGGUGGCGAGCUCCCAGGACAGGCCUCAGCCCCGCUUCCCAAGCGGGCAGUGCCACGCUGGCCAGUGAAGAGCGUGUGGUCGGGGACAGGACCGCUGAUCGUGCAGUUGUCGGGACACGUGCAGUGUCCGCAUCACCUUGAAGGACUCUUCACCCCGCGGCCUCCUGUGACCGCCACCGUCCCGGGCUUAUGGGCACCACGGCUCCUACCCUGCUCCAGAGGCGAGGGCUGGGGUGGUCUGUGUGAAACUGACCUCCGCCACACACAUGCACACGCCAUCUCCGCAGCACCUCCCCGAGGGAUGGGACGGAGCCGUGUGAAGCCGCUUUCCCUGCUGUCGUGUGGUCCAGGGAAUCCAGCAGAGCCUUGCCCACCACCGAUGCUGAACUAAUAUUUGCUGAAUGGAGUUAAACCAGCCUCUUCUGCAGGUACUGGGACGCGGGUGAGGUUUUCGUCUGAAUCCUGCAGCGCAGGAGGCAGCCUAUCCAUGCAUUUGGAAUCGUCCAGCCUGGAAGCCAACCUUGUCCUGGCCCUGCCUCCCCAGGCCCAGCCUCUCCUGUCCAGCCUGCCCGGCUGCAGCCCAGCCUUGGACACAUCGGGGCCCCCCAUCUGGGUCCCAGACACCCCCUGGUUCUCACAACCCAUGACACCCUAAAACCCAUAGGCAAAUUCCUAUAACUAGGUCUCCCCAGACGUGGCCAGUCUCCAGGGCUGCUUGGCCCAUGAAUCAGCUGUUACACUGGCCUCUUGCUUUGACUUUGGCCUUGAAUGCCACCCGACCCCGUUUUCUCACCAGAGCCCUGUCUUAACCUCAAGGUGCUAAAAUGGCAGAACUGAAACUUCAUAAGAACCUCCCAGUCCAGCCCUGUGUGUGGAGAUGAGGGUGGAGGCCGAGGAGGACAAGCAGGGGCCCCGGGGGCAGCAGCCAGAGCACUGUCCCGCCCCCUCACGUCCCCUGUGCCGUCCCAUGGGGCUCACACGCCCCUCGGCGCAGCCUUGUCUGUGUCCAGCCGAGGCCCCCCGUCUGCACUUGCUGAGGGGCUGGGCGGCGGGGGCCAGUCACGGACACGAACUGCGGUGGCUGGCGGGGAGUCCUGGCCUCGGCGGACACCGGGCCCCACCCUCGCUCUCGCCGGCAGGACCUCGCUUCAAGCACCGCAGUCUCCCUGCCGCACCCCUCCUCCUGGCUCUGGGUGCGGCCGAGCCCCUCCUCCAUCUUUGCACUGACUCCUCUGCCCGUGGCCACCAAGGGCCCAGGGCGGCCCUGGGUCUGCGGCUGCUUGAGCCUGGACCACAGGCAGGCUGCCCGCCACCCGUCCAGGGCCAGGCAGGAAAAGUGGGCCGAGGCCAGUGGUCAUCCUUGCAGCCCCGUCUCACACUUGGGCCUCUGGGUCUGGGGUAGCUUCCGCUGCUCCCAGCCCAGGUCCCCCCAGGCCUCUGCUCCCUGAUGCCCAAGCCCAGGCCCCAUUUCCCUCAGACCCGCCCCCUGCUGGCCAGCUGGUGCUCUCCAAGGCUGGGGGCUCUCCCUGCUCUGCUUCAUAACCGCCUGGUAAUUCGCUCCAUGAUUUUGCUGCUAUGCUUAUAAUAGCCUCCAUUAAAGUUAUGGGGUUUUCAAGCCUUAAUGGCUUCCAGAGUAAUUAAUGCACAACUGGGUUUAUGGCUAAGUUUAUUUUUAGAGCUUUUCUGCCCGCCCCACCCCCUUCCUUUCAUAGAAGUUUUGACCAGAUAGAGCAGAUGGGAUCAGAGCCUCCCUCCAAGGCCCUGGUGUCCACGGCCCCCCUUCCUCUCCUAGUACCCCUCCUGCUCCCCCCAGGGGGGUGCUGGGCCCUGCAGGGGGCCUCCCGGAAGGGGCUCUGGGGCCUGACCCUCCUUCCCGAGCUCCUGAUGCAGCUCAGACCCAAAGGGCCCGGAUUCAGGUCUGGCUCCACUGCACGCCGACGGUGACUUGGACAAGACGCGGACCCUCACGGCUUCUGCAAACUCCAGGUGGAAGGGGUCGAGGUCAGCGCCUGCGGCCUAGGCGUUGGGAAGACUGAACGUGGAGUGUCAAGUGCAUCUCUGGCCCCACAAAUGCUCCCCACCAGCUGUUCUUUGCUCAAACUGCAGCCCGGGCGGCCGAGGGAGGGGCAGGUGCCGGAGGCUGGAGGCUGCCCCAGCGCAGCUGCCUGAGUGCCAGGGCAGGCCAGCUCCCCACGGCUUCCCUGCCAGAACCAGAGCCUCCCCAAGACCAGGAUGCCUGGAAAAGCUCCAGGGCGAUCACAGGACCAGAGGAGACCUCCCAGCCAGCCCUACUGGAAGCGCCUCUGACCCCCAUCACGUGGCCUGAGACAGCCCCGCCAAACCGAGGCCCCAACUCAGCCCUUCGCAGCCCUGCCUGUGGCCUUGGAGCAGGGCAGGGGCUGGGCGGGGAGGUAGCACGAGCUCACGCAGCACAGGAGACCCAGACAGGCAUGCUGGGUGGGACUCUGGGCUCCCACCUGCUCAGGCCACGACAAGGAGUGUGGAGGAGACAGCUCGCACCCCAGGAUCAUUCCCUGCUCUGUGCCUGCACCGUUUAACCCCGGUGGCAGGGGGGCGGGCCGUGCACCAUCUGACUCCAAGGAGGCUGUGGAGCCAGGGGUGGCAGGGGCAGCGGGGCCACCCCGGGAGACCACAGUGCCCGUCACUGGAAGACAACACGGUUCUUGCACCAGGCAUGGGGACUGCUGGCAGAGAGAGGACCAGGCAAGGAGGAGGACGCACUGUCUCCAAAACAGGAGCCCAGGUCCUGCUCAGCCCUGGCUCUCAGCUCCGCGGGGGACGGAUGCGCGUCUGCGGGGGGCUGGGUGGGCAGUGAGCGGCCUCGGGGGCUCGGUGUGCCGGUGCUGGGCACUGGGGUGGCCCACACACCGGGACAGGCCAGGGCCGCCCAUGGCUGUCCUCCCUCACGCCUCCCCGUGUGGACCCCAGCUGCAUCUUGCACGGCACUCAGCUCAGAAGUGAGGAGGAAGGUGAACGUUGGGAUGUGACAGUUUCCAUGGCGGUCCGGAGGCUGAGCGCCUGUCUCCUGGCACGUGGGCAGCCAGGCCAGAGGGGAACUCUACCCACAGGGCACCUCUCCUGGAGCUCCUGGAGCCCCUGCUGCUGCCAUUUGAGUGCCGUCUCCCUGGGACAUGGCAGUCCUACCGGGAGCAUAUCUCCUGGCUGACGCCCAGCUGCAGCGCCCGGCCUCCGCCCUACCUCUGCGGGGGCUUCACAAGAAUAGAUCCUGUCCAGGUCCACUCCUUAAUCCAGGCUGUGAAAUAACCAUCUGGGCACAAGCCUGUGACCAUCACAGCUGCUGACUCGUUCCGAGUGCUUGCUGUGUCCAUCUGGUGCCAGCCCACGGGCUCCACGGGUGUUAACGCAUUUAAUUCCCAGAAGCCUUGGGAAGUAGGUGCUGAAGGCGCCCAUUUCAUAGAUGAGAAAACUGAGGCACAGAAGUGAGUUGGGGUUAAACCCAGGCAGGUGUGUCUGAACCCUGAGUGGACAGCACCCACCGCCACCUGUGAGGACAGAGGCUGGCCACACCCCACGGACUGGCAGAAGCCAGGCUCCACCCUGAAAACACGAUGCUGUGCGUCCCGAGCCGGCCAGCGGGGGCCCGUUCUGCCCAGGUCUCUGGCCGCCACCUUUGCUCUCUCUUGCAGGUGUCCACCCCGCAGGGUUCCUGACCCACCUCAGAAGGCAACACCCACCAGACUCCGGUAACGAGGAGCUGUGGGCCCAGCCAGCCUUGGAGAUGCCGAAGAGACGGGACAUCCUUGCGAUUUUCCUCAUCGUGCUGCCUUGGACGCUGCUCGUCACCGUGUGGCACCAGAGCACCAUCGCGCCCCUGCUCGCCGCACACAAGGCCCACAGGGCCCCAGGCAGGGAUGCGCUGACGUUCCCGCGGGUGGAGCAGAGGAGAGCUGCGUGGGGCGGGGGGGCCGAGGUACCUGCAGCGGAGCUGCCCACACCGCCCCCCCUCCAACCCGCAGAUGACGGCAGCGAUCCCCGACGCGAGGCGCCACCCGGCGUGGACCCCAGGGAGUACUGCAUGUCCGACCGCGACAUCGUGGAGGUGGUGCGCACCGAGUACGUGUACACGCGGCCCCCGCCCUGGUCUGACACGCUGCCCACCAUCCACGUGGUGACGCCCACCUACAGCCGUCCGGUACAGAAGGCUGAGCUGACGCGUUUGGCCAACACACUGCUGCACGUGCCCAACCUGCACUGGCUGGUGGUGGAGGACGCGCCGCGCCGCACGCCGCUGACCGCGCGCCUCCUGCGCGACACCGGCCUCAACUACACGCACCUGCACGUGGAGACGCCGCGCAACUACAAGCUGCGCGGGGACGCGCGCGACCCGCGCAUCCCGCGGGGCACCAUGCAGCGCAACCUGGCCCUGCGCUGGCUGCGUGAGACCUUCCCGCGCAACUCCAGCCAGCCCGGCGUCGUGUACUUCGCGGACGACGACAACACCUACAGCUUGGAGGUUUUCGAGGAGAUGCGCAGCACCAGGCGGGUGUCCGUGUGGCCCGUAGCCUUCGUCGGCGGCCUUCGGUACGAGGCCCCGAGGGUCAAUGGGGCCGGGAAGGUGGUCGGCUGGAAGACUGUGUUCGACCCCCACCGGCCGUUUGCAAUAGACAUGGCGGGGUUUGCGGUCAACCUGCGGCUCAUUCUGCAGCGAAGCCAGGCCUACUUCAAGCUCCGCGGCGUGAAGGGAGGCUACCAAGAAAGCAGCCUCCUGCGAGAACUUGUCACCCUCGGUGACCUGGAGCCCAAGGCGGCCAACUGCACCAAGAUCCUGGUCUGGCACACACGGACUGAGAAGCCGGUGCUGGUGAACGAGGGGAAAAAAGGCUUCACUGACCCCAUGGUGGAGAUCUGAGCCCCAGGACACAGGAGCCCCCUUCUCAGACCUGCUCCUGGCCACCUGUGCUCCCCACACGGGUGGUCCCUCCGAGGCGGACUCCUGUGGAAUCGCCGUCACCCUCCUUUCUACUCUGGGGCCUUCAGAGAGACCAGCCUGAUGCCAGGACAAAGGACGGAGACCCUAAAGCACAGAAACCCCAGACCUGUUGUUCUGUCCCAUCUGCCCUGGCAGGGCCGGCCAGGGCAGACACCAUGGGCCCCAAGCCCGGGAGUGAUGCCAGGCUGGGAGGGGGCAAAAGACCCCAGCAGUCCAGCAGAGGGCUCCCCGGCUCCCCCUCGAGGCCCCACGACCACACAGGACACCUGGCCAGGGACUGCGAAAGACGGCAAGCAGCCCCCACCCCCGGCAUCAGGAACGAGCUGCUCCGAGGAGAUGCAGCCCCUCCAGCCGGCUUUCCUCUGGCUCCUGCUUGCGGAGCGUAAGGCUGUCUGUGCUCCCGGCAGGCGGCCAGCCCUGUGUGCGGGGAGUCGGGCUGCCAGAGGGCUGCUCUCCCCAUACCUCAACCUCGUGGAGGGAGCAGAGCGCCCUCCCUGGCUCUUGUCCCAGCGCAAGGAAGGAGGUGGGCCCUCCACCCAGCACAGGGUAUAGACCACACGGCACCUCCCCAACGCCCACUGGGCUCCGGGCCCCUCGCCUGGGCUGGGACUGGGGAGGCAGGAGCCCCCAACCCAGAGCCAUGAGAACCACAGGCCUCAGGGGCUCGAGGGAGCAGGUGGGCCAGGAAGAGAGAGGAGGGGCCCGGGCGGUCCCAGGGCUCCUCCCUGCCCCUGGCUGGGGGACUCUGGAUUAGCAGAGGGAUUUACGGAAGGGGGCAGAGAUGAUCUGGACCCCGAGGGCAGGAUACCUGAGCACACACUGCUUUGGAAAUCAUGCGAUUUACACACCGAGUGGGAAGUAAAACCUCCCUCCUCCCUAAACUGGGGGCGCGAAGAGCAAGCCGGCCUCAUGUCCGGCCGCCCGGCCGCCCCAGACAAGGAACCGUGCGCGGCCCUCAGCCAGGAGGAGAGGUGCCUGUCUCCCUGGCUUCCCGACAGGGCCAGCCCUCUGCCGGUCUCCACUCACACUCCUGAGCGUUUGGAAGCACAAUUUUCCUCCCCUGUGGAGGCAGAGGAAGGGCCUGAGCCCACUGAACAGGUGUUUACUUUUAACCGCUAAUAGCCCCUACUCCACUUAGACUCAUGGGGUGGGUCUGCGGGCCAUGGAGAGCCCACUCCUGGGUGCAUGGGUGGGUGGGCAGUGGGCCGCAGCCCAGCGACCUAACAUUCACGGAGUAUCGGCUGCCUGUUUUUGAAGUGGAUUUAACUCCUCAGCAUAGUCACGAAACCUUCGAGGGAGGGGGAGGGCUCACGUCCCUGAGGGCCCUGAGCCACCUGCAGGACGUCCCACACCCAUGGUUGCCUGGGAACCAAGUGGGUGGCGGGGAAGGGAGGGUGGGCGAGGGCGGGCACCGUCGAGCAAGUGAACUCAUGCAGGGCUCUACUCUGCCUCACUCGCCGGAACCAGCCCCAAACGCAGGGUCAGCUUGGCUGGGCUUGGGCCACCUUGGCCCGAAACCCAGGGCUCGUUUUCAGGAAACUUGAUAACGACAACAUGGGUUCCUCUGUUCUUUCGGCAGAUGCUACUUCUAUUGUUUUCACCUAAUACCCUCUCUUAGCUGCAUGUGUAUUUAUUUAUAAUUAUAACCCUGAUGGACUGCAGCUUUCACCUUCAUUGGGAAUGAGUUUGCUAUGAAUCAGAAUUGGGUCCAUGGCUACAGUUUGUUUUCCAAACGCAGUGUGUUCCCUGCUCCCCCCUGCACAGGAGCGGGGUGGGGGCCGGAGGACAGAGACGGGGAAGGUGGAGCCCCCAAGCUGCACUAUCGGGUCUGUUUUAAUUUAACUGUAUUUAAUUUGUUUUGAAAUUAAAAGUCAAAUAUGGUUUUUAACAGUCUUAAUCCUCCUCA